AUGACUGCUCAGUUACAAACUGCAGGUAAUGCUAAAACCGUUCUGGUUACAGGUGGUGCUGGUUACAUUGGUUCCCACACUGUGGUGGAGCUGAUUGAAAAUGGAUACGAAUGUGUUGUUGUCGAUAAUCUCUCAAAUUCAUCUUACGAUUCUGUUGCCAGGUUGGAAAUUUUGACCAAGCAUCACAUUCCAUUUCACAAGGUCGAUCUUUGUGACCGGGAAGGUUUGGAAAAGGUUUUCAAGGAACAUGAAAUAGAUUCUGUUAUUCACUUCGCCGGUUUGAAAGCUGUGGGUGAAUCUACGCAGAUUCCAUUGAGAUACUACCAUAAUAACAUCUUGGGCACUUUAGUUUUGCUGGAAUUAAUGCAACAAUACAAAGUCUCUAAAUUUGUGUUUUCUUCUUCUGCUACUGUCUAUGGUGACGCGACUAGAUUUCCGGAUAUGAUUCCGAUUCCAGAAGAGUGUCCCUUAGGGCCCACUAAUCCAUAUGGUAACACCAAAUAUGCCAUUGAAAAGAUUUUGAAUGAUCUUUACAACAGUGACAAAGCAAGUUGGAAGUUUUCCAUCUUGCGUUACUUUAACCCGAUUGGUGCUCAUCCAUCUGGGCUAAUCGGCGAAGAUCCACUUGGUAUUCCAAACAAUUUGUUACCAUAUAUGGCUCAAGUAGCCGUCGGUAGACGUGAAAAGUUGUACAUCUUUGGCGAUGAUUAUGACUCUAGAGAUGGUACACCAAUCAGAGAUUACAUUCAUGUUGUUGAUUUAGCCAAGGGCCAUAUUGCCGCUCUGAAAUAUUUAGAUGCUUAUAACCAAAAGGAGGGUUUGUGCCGUGAGUGGAACUUAGGUUCUGGUAAAGGUUCUACAGUUUUUGAGGUAUACCGUGCAUUCUGUAAGGCCUCGGGUAUUGAUCUUCCAUACGAAGUUACUGGUAGAAGGGCAGGUGAUGUGUUGAACUUGACAGCUAAGCCAGAUAGGGCCAAGCGGGAGCUGAAAUGGCAAACAGAGUUGCAAGUCGAGGACUCAUGCAAAGAUUUAUGGAAAUGGGCCACUGAAAAUCCGUUUGGCUACCAAUUGAAGGGUGUUGAAGCCAGGUUUGCUACCGAAGAGAUGAGUUACGAUGCAAGAUUUGUGACUAUUGGUGCUGGUACUAGAUUUCAAGCCACGAUUGCUAAUUUGGGCGCUACCAUUGUAGAUUUGAAGGUUGACGGGCAAUCUGUUGUUCUUGGUUAUGAAAAUGAGAAAGGAUAUUUGAAUCCUGAUAGUUCUUACAUUGGUGCCACGAUUGGUAGAUACGCGAAUCGUAUUGCCAAGGGUAAGUUCAAUUUGGGUGGUAAAGAUUAUCAGCUAACCGUUAACAACGGCAUUAAUGCUAAUCAUGGUAGUAUUGGUUCUUUUCAUGUGAAAAGAUUUUUAGGCCCAAUUGUUCAGAAUCCAUCAAAGGAUGUCUUUACCGCAGAAUACAUGCUAAUCGACAAUGGUAAGGACACUGAAUUUCCAGGUGAUCUACUGGUAACUGUACAGUAUACUUUGAAUGUCGCCAAAAAGAGUUUGGAAAUCGAAUAUAAGGGUAAGCUGACUGCUGGUGAAGCCACACCAUUAAAUCUAACCAACCAUACUUACUUCAAUCUGGAUAAGCCUCAUAGAGACACCAUCGACGGUACAGAAAUCAAGGUGGUUUCUAAUAAAUCCGUUGACGUCGACAAAAAUGUCAUUCCCACGGGUAAGAUCGUUGACAGAAAUAUUGCUACCUUUAAGAGCUCAAAGCCAACUACUUUAGGUCCUAAAGAUCCUCUAUAUGACUAUUGUUUUGUAGUGGACGAAAAUGCGAAGCACAAACAAAUCGAUACCUCAAAGAAUGAACCAACGCUUGUCGCCAAGGCUUUCCAUCCAGACUCUAAAAUCACUUUGGAAGUGUUGAGUACAGAACCAACAUAUCAAAUUUACACUGGUGAUUUCUUAUCUGCCGGUUACACAGCAAGACAAGGUUUCGCUGUCGAACCUGGUAGAUACGUUGAUGCCAUCAACCGAAAAGAAUGGAAGGAUUGUGUUAUUUUAAGACACGGCGAAACAUACGGCUCUAAGAUUGUCUACAGAUUUUCUUGA
This is a messenger RNA of Saccharomyces eubayanus, 2100 nucleotides long. It is a transcript of the gene GAL10, whose product is annotated as bifunctional UDP-glucose 4-epimerase/aldose 1-epimerase. Gene Ontology annotation, cellular component: cytosol. The transcript has a single exon. Gene Ontology annotation, molecular function: carbohydrate binding; UDP-glucose 4-epimerase activity. Bases 1 to 2100 code for a protein of 699 amino acids. NCBI's taxonomy places the organism in Eukaryota, Fungi, Ascomycota, Saccharomycetes, Saccharomycetales, Saccharomycetaceae. Gene Ontology annotation, biological process: beta-D-galactose catabolic process via UDP-galactose, Leloir pathway. The record is from RefSeq and is a predicted model, not a curated record.